Molecule: messenger RNA, 1512 nt
Organism: Suillus subalutaceus
Lineage: Eukaryota; Fungi; Basidiomycota; Agaricomycetes; Boletales; Suillaceae
Product: amino acid/polyamine transporter I
Exons: 15
Coding region: 1-1512 (503 amino acids)
Biological process (GO): transmembrane transport; amino acid transport
Cellular component (GO): membrane
Molecular function (GO): transmembrane transporter activity
Source: RefSeq, a predicted model, not a curated record
AUGAGUCCAUGUAAUCGAGGUUUUGAAGAAGCGCACACACAUGAGACAACUCUCGCCGAGCUAGGAUACAAACAGGAGUUUCACAGGGAAUUCACUCCGCUAGAGGCAGCUGUACUUGCAUUCAGCUGUAUAGGAGUGGUUCCUUCUAUAGUCUCCGUGCUCUUCUACGCCAUACCAAAUGGUGGGCCUUUCGCGAUGGUUUGGGGUUGGGCAAUUGCUUGCCCCUUUAUCGUUUGCAUCGGGUUGGCGAUGGCAGAACUCGCAUCAGCAGGACCCACUUCUGGUGGUCUGUAUUAUUGGACUUACUCGCUUGCUUCUCCACGAUGCCGCAAUUUUCUGUCAUGGAUAGUUGGCUCUUCCCUAAACUGGGCUUGUACAAUUCAAAUCACUGCAGCAAUCGGCAUGGCCUCCUCUGACCAAACAUAUGUGACUACCAACCAGCAGCUCUAUGGUAUAUACGCUGCUUUGGUUUUGUCAAAUGCUGUCCUCGUGAGCUUUGGUACCAAAGUUUUGGCAAGGCUCCAGAGACUAUACACGUUGAUGAAUGUGUGUCUCUGCUUCAUAAUCAUCAUUGCGCUUCCGAUCGCAACGCCACCGGAUUAUCGAAACAGUGCAAAUUUUGUACUAGCGGAGUUCACCAAUUUGAGCGGCUGGCCAUCUGGAUUCGCAUUUAUUCUGAGCCUUAUGGCUCCUCUUUAUACAAUAGGCGGUUUUGAUGCUAGCGUUCAUAUGAGCGAGGAGGCCUCAAAUGCCGCUACUGCGAUACCAUGGGCAAUCGUCAGUUCCAUCGUUAUAUCGGCCUUCCUUGGUUUGGGAGUCAACGUAUCCCUUGCCUUUUGCAUGGGCACUGAUGUCGGCGGCGUCUUAAGUAGCCCCGUAGGCCAGCCUAUGGCGCAGAUUUUAUACAAUUCGCUCGGACAGAGAAAGGCCCUGGCUCUAUGGUGUCUCAUUAUUUCAACGGAGUACGUUUUAAGCAGGUACAUGGUGGCAUCGAACUGCCUCCUGGUCGGCUCUCGCCAAACAUUUGCAUUUGCUCGUGAUGGAGCCCUCCCUUUUGCACGGUAUUUGUACCGGAUCAAUCGCUACACAAAAACACCCGUCAAUACAGUUUGGUUAGACGCCACCUGUGGUCUGGCAAUUGGACUGUUGUCGUUCGUGAGCACCGAAGCCAUCAAUGCGGUAUUCACAAUUGCUGUCACCGCAUCGUACGUCGCCUAUAUAACGCCAAUCACAACCCGCUUUGCGUUCAAUAAUAAUUUCAACCCGGCCCGUUUCAUCUGGGGAAACUACUUUCCAGUCGCCGCGAUCGCUGUGAUGUGGAUGGUCUUCAUGAUCAUUGUUUUCUUCUUUCCCGCGAGCCCGCAAACGACGACACAGCAAAUGAACUAUACAGUUGUGGUACUUGGAGGGGUCAUGUUUCUGGCAAUUUCCUGGUAUUAUUGUCCGGUGUACGGAGGCGUGCAUUGGUUCACUGGACCCAUAUCCAACUUUACACCUGGCCAUCAGAGGUGA